Opisthorchis viverrini is the source of this 330-nucleotide messenger RNA. RefSeq lists its product as hypothetical. The transcript has 3 exons. The record is from RefSeq and is a predicted model, not a curated record. Lineage: Eukaryota; Metazoa; Platyhelminthes; Trematoda; Opisthorchiida; Opisthorchiidae. Bases 1 to 330 code for a protein of 109 amino acids.
AUGCCGCAACCCUACAAGCCUUUGGAUACAUCUUGGCAAGCAAGCGUGAUCAUAGAUUUAUCUCAUCACCAGCUUUGGUUCACACUAAUCCUUUACCCUGUAGCUGACGCAGUAAAACGAAACUAUGUUUACCGCCAAGGUGCCAUCGAUGCUGGAUUUCCGAACGGGGACACUGAACUACGGCGGAGGAACGUCGAAGUAUUAGGGGACACGACCAAUAAACACAUUGUAAUGCUCCUAGUUAUUGGUUUACUUUCGCUGGCCAAACCAUAUCCAACCUGUGUCGUCUGUGCGCAAGAUAAUGUAUUUCUUCUGUUCCUUGCUGUUUGA